AAAAUGAAACAUUGUCUCCUACUUGUCAUGGUGUUCGUGGGCUCUGCUCAUUGUGCAAGUCAACUCGAAAAACUCAAAAGCGAAAACUGCACGGAGGCUGACAAAUUUCUGGAAAUGUCUUGUCUCUUGCGCAUGAAAGAUUUUCUUGCAAAGGUUGACGAACUUGACGUCAAGAAUAAUGAAAAGGUCGCCGAGUUCGAUAAAUCUUGCACCCAACUUACUGCUUGCUUGAGAACCCUUCAAUGCGGCCCAGAAAACCCUGAACGAAAACGAAAGCUGAAAUUGAUCAGAAACUAUUGUGAUGGUAUUGUUUAUGUUACUCAAAAUUUUACGGAGUGCGAUAAGAAGCUGGAGAGCAAAAAUUCCACGUGCUAUUCUGCUUGGGACCCAUUCCCGGAAAAUUUUGAAGAAGAACUAGAUGAGAAUAAGAAAAAACAAAUGCUUCAAGAGAACUGCAAAGACUAUUUCGGAAAAGACAACUGCAUGAAAAAGGAGAUUACGGAGACAUGUGGGGAAGACGAAUGGGUGAAAUUCCGCGCUCAUUUCAUCGGAGUCGGCAAUGUUCUCAGCGACUGCGAUCUCAAAAAAGCGCUAAAGGAUGUUUGAUACGCUUGACUCAAAUCCCGUCGUUAUGUUUUUAUUAUAUCAAUAAAGUUGAACAUU
Caenorhabditis elegans is the source of this 663-nucleotide messenger RNA. It is a transcript of the gene T28A11.2, whose product is annotated as T20D4.11-like domain-containing protein. The record is from RefSeq and is marked reviewed. NCBI's taxonomy places the organism in Eukaryota, Metazoa, Nematoda, Chromadorea, Rhabditida, Rhabditidae. The transcript has 3 exons. The coding region runs from base 4 to 606 and encodes 200 amino acids.